UUCCUCCCUUUCCCCUUUCUCCUCCUCCUCCUCCUCCUCUUCUCUCUCUCUCUCUCUCUCUCUCUCUCUCUCUUUUUCUCUCUCAUUUCUUGCCGAAUCAACUCAUUUUCUUGUUUUUAAUUAGGCUUGCAUGGAUCCUUCUGUAUUCGAUUCAUCUCCUCUGAGAAAUGAAAUGUAGUUUUUCGUUCUUUCGUUUGUUGACUUUAAAAUUCUACCCUCCGUCUCGAUCUUUUUCUGGUCAAUGCAGUUUGAUUUCUCCCAGAUUAGGGUUUUCAUUUGCGCCUUGUAUUCUCGAUUAUGAAGAUUUGGGGAUUUGCGUAUCGGAGGAUGUAGUGGGAUGCGCUGGUGUUACUGGCUUUAGAAUUUCGAUGAUUUUGUGAUUUCAGGAUUUUUUUUUUUUAGGGGUUCUAUUUUUCUGAUUUAAUUAUUAGAUUUUGAUAUUCAGUGGUUGAUUUGAGGUAUAAUUGAAAACUUCGAAAUUUGGUGGGUAAAUUUUGUUAAUCUUUUCUUUUGUGAGGGUCAUUGGCUGGGUGGGGAUGAGAUUAUGCGGCAAUAAGUGCUUUUUGGCAUAAAUCUGGUGUGAAAUCGUAGCGAUAUUGAGCUCUUUUGGGGGUAGGUUUUGAAGAGAGCUUGAAAAUGGAUCAUGUGAUCGGUGGCAAGUUUAAGCUCGGAAGGAAGAUAGGGAGUGGCUCUUUUGGGGAGCUCUAUUUAGGUGUAAAUGUGCAAACUGGAGAGGAAGUUGCUGUUAAGCUGGAAUCUGUGAAGACUAAGCAUCCUCAGCUUCACUAUGAGUCAAAGUUGUAUAUGCUUCUUCAAGGAGGAACUGGAAUUCCUCACCUCAAGUGGUUUGGGGUUGAGGGAGACUACAAUGUCAUGGUUAUCGACCUUCUUGGACCAAGUUUGGAGGAUCUGUUUAACUACUGCAAUCGGAAGUUCUCGUUGAAAACAGUGCUAAUGCUUGCAGAUCAACUGAUUAACAGGGUUGAGUACAUGCACUCAAGAGGUUUUCUUCACCGUGACAUAAAGCCUGACAACUUUUUAAUGGGCCUGGGACGAAAAGCUAAUCAGGUGUACAUCAUUGACUAUGGUCUUGCUAAGAAGUAUAGAGAUCUUCAGACACAUAAGCACAUACCAUACAGGGAGAACAAGAACCUCACUGGCACUGCACGGUAUGCUAGUGUCAACACUCACCUUGGAGUCGAACAAAGUCGAAGGGAUGAUUUGGAAUCUCUUGGUUAUGUCCUAAUGUAUUUCCUGAGAGGAAGCCUACCCUGGCAGGGACUAAAGGCUGGAACGAAAAAGCAAAAAUAUGAUAAAAUUAGCGAGAAGAAGGUAUCAACUCCUUUAGAGGUGUUAUGUAAAUCAUAUCCAACUGAGUUUAUGUCAUAUUUUCACUACUGCCGAUCAUUGCGGUUUGAGGAUAAACCGGAUUACUCAUAUCUGAAGAGGCUUUUCCGAGACUUAUUUAUUCGAGAAGGUUAUCAGUUUGAUUAUGUCUUUGACUGGACUGUGUUGAAGUACCCUCAAAUUGGUUCCAGUUCCAGAGCACGGCAUCACACUGGGAAACAAGGAUUAACAGGUCCAGCUGCUGAAAAACAAGAGAGGUUUUCAGUUGGGAAAGAGAUACGGGACAGGUUCUCUGGGGCAGUUGAAGCAUUUUCCAGAAGAAAUGUUUCAGGCACUAGUCCACGUGAUUAUUCCAAACACAGGAGCUCAGAAGAUGGACCUUCAUCCAAACAUGUGCAUGAUUCAGAAAAAGGUCGCAGCUCUUCUAGAUAUGGAAGUGCUUCAAGAAAAGCAAUUGUUUCUAGCAGUAGGCCAAGUUCCUCUGGUGAACCAGGUGAUAGCCGGGCCUCAAGCCGAUUAGUUUCGAGCAGUGGUGGAGGCCGCCCAUCUACAACGCAGAGAUCAUCCCAACCUGGUUAUGAGUCAAAAACAAGCUUUUCUCGUGCUGCAGCUUCCAGAGGCCCUCGUGAAGAUGCUCUUAGGAGCUUUGAGCUUCUCUCAAUCCGAAAAUGAGGGGAAGUAUGAUGUUUGUAAGAUGAUUGCCAAUGCAUGAUGCAUCUACUUUGGAAAAACUCUUCAAAGUGGGGAGCUAUCAUAGAUUCCGAAUUCUCUCACUUCUGUAUAUGGGAUAUCACCAACCAACGGCAUUACAGGUCAUUUUGCUUCCCUACAGCAAACUGUCUCAAUUCUUUCCUAUUCCAUUUUCUUCCCCAAAUAUUUUCUGGCCGUUGUAACAUGUUAUGAACACAUCCAUGAGCGAGUUCGUGUAUUGGAAUUUUCAUAUAUGAAGACUUAAACAGCUGUAAUAAAUUCUGUUUAUUUGUCCA
Carica papaya (papaya) is the source of this 2333-nucleotide messenger RNA. Its product is annotated as casein kinase 1-like protein 9. The record is from RefSeq and is a predicted model, not a curated record. Gene Ontology annotation, biological process: protein phosphorylation. Gene Ontology annotation, molecular function: protein kinase activity; ATP binding. Lineage: Eukaryota; Viridiplantae; Streptophyta; Magnoliopsida; Brassicales; Caricaceae.